Messenger RNA from Macrosiphum euphorbiae (potato aphid), 426 nucleotides. NCBI's taxonomy places the organism in Eukaryota, Metazoa, Arthropoda, Insecta, Hemiptera, Aphididae. The record is from the annotation of a GenBank genome assembly.
AUGCACUCACACAGAGACAACGAAUGGGUCAAUUUUCUGAGCAAUAUCGACCCCACAAGUGAAGGCUGGACAAAGAUCUAUAAACUAAACAAAAAACUCAUGCACAAACGACCAGCUGUACAUUCACUUUCAGACAAUCAAAACAUUCUACACUAUGAUGCAGUCACCAAAUCGGAAAUAUUCGCUGAUUCAAUGGAAAAACAAUUCCAAACACCAGACCACACGACUCGGACUGACGAAUUAGUCAAGAAUGCCAUUGAAGAUCAUUUUAAAUUACAUUACACCAAGAGCAUUUUCUUCUCUCCUGGCGAAAUUCAGUACACCAUAAAGAAGCUACCAAGUCAAAAACCACCAGGCCCUGAUCAACUAACGGCAGUCUCAAACACUAUGAUAGGAAAGUAUUAUUACAACUAUGUAACAUACUGA